UGACAUGGCCGUGACGUGCUGGCUCUCCUCCCCCGGCUGUAGUCUUUAAGGGUCACGUUGCUCUGCAGCAGAAACAGGAGACUCCUGCAGCCUCAGCACCCAGCCUACCUGCUCCCUGCACGCCCAGACACCCAUCAGCAGCCAUCAUGACUCACCAGUACCCCUCACUGACUCCUGAGCAGAAGAAGGAGCUGCAGGACAUAGCUCAGAGGAUAGUAGCUCCAGGAAAAGGCAUCCUUGCAGCCGAUGAGUCCACUGGCAGCAUGGCCAAACGUUUGAACCCCAUCGGAGUUGAGAACACAGAGGAGAACAGGCGUCGCUACCGCCAGCUGCUCUUCACAGCCGACCAGCGCAUCGACAGCUGCAUCGGAGGCGUCAUCUUCUUCCACGAAACCCUCUACCAGAACUCAGACGACGGCACUUGCUUCGCCAAGGUCAUCCAAGACCGUGGCAUUGUUGUCGGCAUCAAGGUGGACAAAGGUGUUGUGCCCCUCGCUGGAACAAAUGGAGAGACCACCACUCAGGGUCUGGACGGGCUGUCUGAGCGCUGUGCGCAGUACAAGAAGGACGGUGCAGACUUCGCCAAGUGGCGCUGUGUGCUGAAGAUUAGCGACACCACGCCAUCUGAGCUGGCCAUCUUUGAAAAUGCUAAUGUUCUGGCACGAUAUGCUAGCAUCUGCCAGCAGAAUGGUAUCGUUCCAAUUGUGGAGCCUGAGAUCCUUCCUGAUGGAGAACAUGACUUAAAGCGUUGCCAGUACGUCACUGAGAAGGUCCUCGCUGCAGUGUACAAGGCUCUAUCAGACCACCAUGUGUACCUGGAAGGGACACUGCUGAAACCCAACAUGGUCACAGCCGGACACUCCUGCCCCAACAAGUACAGCAGCGAGGAAAUCGCCAUGGCUACCGUCACUGCCCUGCGCCGCACUGUGCCUCCUGCUGUCACAGGAGUGACAUUCUUGUCAGGUGGCCAGUCCGAAGAAGAGGCCAGCGUGAACCUCAAUGCCAUUAACAACUGUCCACUCGCCAAGCCCUGGGCCCUGACUUUCUCCUAUGGCCGCGCCCUGCAGGCCUCCGCCCUCAACGCAUGGAGAGGAGAGCUGAGCAACGAGAAGGCCGCCACCGAGGAGUUCAUCAAACGUGCCCAGGCAAAUGGUCAGGCUGCACUUGGCAACUACCAGUCUUCUGGCACUGAUGGCGCUGCAGCAAAGUCCCUCUACGUGGCUAACCACGCCUACUAAACAUCAGAAUACCACAUUUAACUGUGGUCUAAUUGUAGUCUUAUAUCUGCUCUGCUGUACCCCCUCACUCCUCCAUCAAUCACGGGCCUGCGCUGUCUACUGUACUUUAGAGUUGUCAGAGUUAUUAAAAUUACAUUAUUAGAUAUAUGUAUUUAAAAACAUAAUGUGAAACUACAAUACUAAAGGGAACAGGCUUUUUUUUUUAAAUAUAAAUUUUAAUCAAACAAAUCAAAAGGGUUUUAAUGACUGAGGUGCAAAACUAUUUUAUGUGUCUGUGACAGAGCUAGGAAGGUAGAGGCUUCAAAAUCUGAACAGUAGAUCCAGAUCAUCGGUCAGUAUUGAAUUCAUUCUCCCUCACGGUAAAUCAUGAGACACUACCAAAAGCAGGCCAGAAUAGCAUGUGUGUGUCGGUGUUUUCUCUUCUGUCAGAACAGUGUUUGCUCAUCCUUAAAACGCUAUAUUAACAUCCUCCCUGACAGUGAGAUUAUUGGUGGCAUCACUACAUCUGUGAAGACGACAAGACUUUGCAGAAUGAGUUGAUCUUUCGAGCGACUGUCCAAAUGCAACGGAGCACUCGUCGCACUCUUCAGACAGCGCUAGGUGUGGUCAAGUGGACCAGUCUGUAAUAAACCACAACACACCAAGACUCAUCCUGAUGAUUCGUCCUAACCUUUCUGUUCACACGCUUCUAAUCACCACUAAUCAGAGAAACAUCCUGUGUGUCUAUUCUAAGUAUAACAUUAGCUUUAAAUUACAUACCGUAAAUCAAUGUAUUCAGUUGUGUUAAGGUGUCGAUAUUAUGUGAUGCUUGUCUGUCAUCCCCCUCUUGACAUUCCCCCCAGCACACCCCAUGGGAAGAGGAGAUGGUUUCUAUAAUGUGGACCAAUUCAUGGGGUCAGCAGCGGGGGAAAUAAUCACUGCUGUGUUGGAGUACUGUGAUCUUUGUGAUGUUAAUAUUGUUGUUGAAGCACUUGGUGUGUCAAAUAGUGGAGAAAAAUAAAAUAAACAUUAAAAACUAACA
This is a messenger RNA of Larimichthys crocea (large yellow croaker), 2259 nucleotides long. It is a transcript of the gene aldocb, whose product is annotated as aldolase C, fructose-bisphosphate, b. Gene Ontology annotation, biological process: glycolytic process. The transcript is spliced from 9 exons. NCBI's taxonomy places the organism in Eukaryota, Metazoa, Chordata, Actinopteri, Sciaenidae. Gene Ontology annotation, molecular function: fructose-bisphosphate aldolase activity. The coding region runs from base 147 to 1238 and encodes 363 amino acids. The record is from RefSeq and is a predicted model, not a curated record.